AUCAGAAGAAAUUCUCUUUCGAUUGAAGGAAGUCAGCCCAAGCAAAUCAACGGAAAGUUUAUUAAUUUUGGAAAAAAAAAGAAAAAAAAAAUUCAAUUAUUUUUUUUCGCGAUCUUAUCACAGAUUUAAUCAGCAUAAAAAAUCAAAGCUCAUCAAAAAAAUUAACAACAAAAUAAAAAUUGGAAAAAAGUUGAUUUUUUUUUUUUUUGAAAAACAAAAAGAUUUCGGUAGAGGAGAGAAUUAAGUAGAAAAUUUCAAUUUCUCUCUUCCUCUUACUGUGUCUCGUCUGUGUGGUGAAUCUGAAUACAUAUACAAAAAAAUCAUUUUUUUAAUUAAAAUAAAUAAACUAUUUUUUGCAAAAAAAAGUUUAAUUAAACUUUAUUUACCGGUUUGAGAAAAAGAAAAAAUAAUACAAAAAGAAAACGCAAUUUUCAAAAACAAAGAAAAAAACCAGAAACUAGACUUGUUUCACAAAAAAAAACUUACCAAGUGGUGGAAUUUGAAAAUUCUUAUUGGUUAGAGAAGAGAAGAGUGAACGAGAGAGACAGUCUUCUUGUAUACCUCCUCUUGUCUGUAUUAUUUAAUUUUUUUACCCCUCUGUGGUGUUUUGUCUGCACUCAAAUUGAAUUGAAGGCAAAAAUUGGAACAAGGGAAUAAAAAACAAAUAUUUUUUUUUGUUUUGUAGUCGAUAUCAAAAUAAAAACAAGGACGAAGGACACAAUUCCUGAAAGUGGCUACGUCAUAGAACUAACGCAUCGGGUUCAUUAACAGAAUCCGAAAUUUAAAAAAAAAAAUUGAUUUUAAGGUACGGAGAAGAAGAAGCCAGAAAGUAUUGAUAAAAACAACACUAAUAUCAAAGAUCUACACAUCUAGAAUCUUCUCCUCCGCCUUAAGGAACAAACCAAUCAGAAAAUCACAUAAUCUUCAACUGAAAUUGUAUUGAAAAAGAAUACUCAUCUUUAGCAUCACAAUGGAGUGCGAAGCUAUUGCAGCCAAUAACGAAGUCGAGUCACGUGAAAGCUCUGCCGAACGUGAACUCAACGGAACUAAUGGAGUCGCCGAUGAGUCUGGUCAAUCUUCAUCGGUUAAUGGAAUCAAAAAACCUCUACCAGUUGAUAACCACGAGAAUCGCAUCAAACGAAAAGCCAAACGACUGAUUAAACAAAAUAGCCGAGAAGGUGCGAUUACUACGAAUGGUGUAGCUGGUUAUGUGGUACCUCAGCGUCGUUGGAAAAAUAGCCGAAGAUCACGCAAUGGUCAUGGUCGGGGAUUGCCAAAGAAAGGCGGUGCCGGUGGCAAGGGGGUCUGGGGUCUCUUGGGGUCUGAAAUAUUGGAAGAAGUGUGCGAGGAUCAAAAUGAUCCCAACUAUGACAGCGAAAUCAAUGACAAGAACAUCGAGCUACGAGAAGUGAUACCUGAUAUUUCGCCAGAAGAAUUUUUCAAAAUGGCGGAACCUGUUGUUCUGGAGUACUAUGAACAUGGUGAUACCCACGAAGUGGCUGUGAGCUUUGAUGAGAUACUGACUGGACAGUUAAGGCCAUAUGUGACAAGUGUCCUGGUGCAGAUUUCCAUGGAUCAUAAGGACUCACAGAGAGAGAUGACAUCUGUGUUGAUUUCGGACUUGUAUGGGCGUGUUAUUACAGGCAAGGAUAUUGAGAAGGGUUUUGAUAUUCUUCAAGAGAAUUUACCCGACUUGAUUUUGGAUACGCCUGAGGCGCCACAUAUUUUAGCAAACUAUAUGGCUCGUGCAGUAGCUGAUGACUGCAUCCCACCAAAGUACAUAACUAAACCUGUUGACUUUGAUUCAAUGAAUGAGCAUGCAGUGGCUGCUGUUAAGCAAGCCGAUACUCUAUUACAUAUGAAACAAGGUUUGGCACAUUUGGACAAUGUCUGGGGUAUGGGUGGACCGUUACGACCGGUUAAAUUCAUUACCAGAGAAAUGACAUUGUUAUUAAAGGAGUAUUUAUCGUCUCGUGAUAUUCAGGAGGCGCAUCGCUGUUUAAGAGCGCUUGAAGUUCCUCAUUUCCAUCAUGAAUUGGUCUAUGAGGCUAUUGUCAUGGCAUUGGAAUCUUUAAGCGUUAGCACUGAAGAAGCAAUGUGCGAGUUGUUGAAAUCUUUAGAUCAAGCAUGUUUGGUCUUGCCAGCAACUAUGGAACAGGGCUUCCAGCGAGUCUAUGAUGACAUGGCUGACAUUGUAUUGGACGUUCCGUUGGCGUACAUAAUAUUGGAUCGUUUUGUGGAGCGUUGCAGCAAUGCCGGUUUUCUUACUGAUAAAAUUAUUAUUAAUAUGCCCUCUAGAGGGCGUAAACGUUUUGUCUCCGAAGGAGAUGGUGGCCAUAUCAAACCACAAACAAUUCCAAUUCGUGACUAAAACUGCAUUGAAAUGGAUGAUUGAUCUCGUUUUCUUUGAUUUUUGUUUGUUUUAAUGAAAAGAGAAUUCUAUAAUUAUUAUUAACCUCCCCCAUUGAAAAACCACCAACUAUAAAGUAAAGAUGAAAAAAUAAAAACAAAAAUAAUAAUAAUAUUCCUAUACACACCGUAAAGCAAAGCAGAAAAACCUAGAUGGUACUUAUUCAGUAUCGAGACAAAAGAUAUACAUAAAUAAUAUAUUUAUAUAAGAAUUCAUUGAUUGGUAAUUAAUUUAAAAAAAAAUAUGAACAACAAUAAUAAUAACUAAUUAACUUUUACAAAAUUAAAAAACAAUACAAAAAUAAAA
Messenger RNA from Episyrphus balteatus (marmalade hoverfly), 2716 nucleotides. RefSeq names its product programmed cell death protein 4 (gene Pdcd4). Lineage: Eukaryota; Metazoa; Arthropoda; Insecta; Diptera; Syrphidae. The record is from RefSeq and is a predicted model, not a curated record. Gene Ontology annotation, biological process: negative regulation of DNA-templated transcription. Gene Ontology annotation, cellular component: nucleus; cytosol. The coding region runs from base 971 to 2371 and encodes 466 amino acids. The transcript has 6 exons.